AUGACCAUGCCGCCUCACGUCCACCUCAGCUCCUUCAUAUCAGUAUCGUGCGACGAAGACAUGUUCACCCUGCCGCCGCGACUCAACAUCAUCCCAGCUGUCUCCCGGAACCCCUUCAGCACAGCUUAUUAUCGUGCCCAGGAGCUCGCUUUCGAGCAGGAGGAUGCUCCCUACCGCACCUACCAGCUCGCGUGCUACACCGCGCGACCGCCUCGGCCGCCGACCACCCGGCAUGCUGUCGCCGCCACCACGAGGCAACGACUCGCGCCGAAGAGAGGGAACGGAAGAUCGCCUUGGCGCGCCGUGACUCUGGUUCUGCGGCUUUUGCUGGGCUUGCCCUUUGCAAGCUGGAUAAUGGUCUCGAGAGCUGGAGCUGAACUCGGCUGCUAUGUCCUCCGCACGGCCGAUAAUUUGCGCUUCUGGUAUAGACUCCAUGUGCACGCCUCGUGGCUCGCAUAUCGACCUACGCGGGGGUCCCUGCUCGGCUCGACCGUGAAGGCGGCUUGCGCUGCAAUGCUAUUGCAUCAUGUAUACUGUAAGUUGGCCGACGCAGAUGAUGGGCCGCGAUACGUGCUAGUGCACGAAUGCCGCAUAUGGUCGGGGCCGUUCAAAGCAUGA
This is a messenger RNA of Verticillium nonalfalfae, 618 nucleotides long. RefSeq lists its product as uncharacterized. The record is from RefSeq and is a predicted model, not a curated record. The coding region runs from base 1 to 618 and encodes 205 amino acids. Lineage: Eukaryota; Fungi; Ascomycota; Sordariomycetes; Glomerellales; Plectosphaerellaceae. The transcript has a single exon.